AAAAUAAUUUAAUGAACUCAACGAAACUCGAAAUUACAAUCCCAUUUCCCAAUUUGAUUCUUACUCGGCCGCUCACCCUCACUGGAACGAUUGGAAUGCUCCUAAUCUGAAACGCCCAACUCCACUCUACUAUCCCUACGCUCCGAUCUCACAAAAAAUGGAACCCGAUGUAAGCAUCGAGACCUCCUGCAUGAUCCGGAUCGCCGUCCUUCCAAUCGGCGAUGUACCUUCUACUCUCCUUCGGGACUACCACUCCAUGCUACUGCGUCAUUGCACCAUCCCUCUCUCCACCAUCAGCUCCUUCUACACGGAGCAUCAGAAAUCCCCUUUUGCUCACCAGCCUUGGGAAACCGGCUCGCUCCGGUUCAAAUUUGUGUUGGGCGGUGCGCCGCCCAGCCCAUGGGAAGAUUUCCAGCCUCAUCGCAAGAUCCUCGGCGUAAUUGGCAUCUGCCACUGUCCUUCCUCGCCAGAUCUUGAUCUCGUCAUCGAUCAAUUCAAUGCCGCCUGGAGAGGUUACUCUUCUGUUCUCGUUCAACGCUGCUUCGCCUUUUCUCCUGGCGAUUCUCAACUGGAAGACACUAAGAAGAGAGAAAACUUGGUUUUGUUUCCUCCUUCGGACCGUUCAGCGCAGGAACUUCACUUACAGACAAUGAUGCAGGAUAUCUCUGCUUCAUUAUUGAUGGAAUUCGAGAAGUGGGUUCUUCAAGCAGAAUCAGCUGGAACUAUUUUGAAGACGCCUUUGGAUUCUCAAGCAACUCUUAGCUCUGAGGAGGUGAUCAAGGCCAAAAAACGGAGACUUGCUCGUGCACAGAAGACAAUAGGGGAUUACUGUUUGUUAGCAGGAUCACCUGUCGAUGCAAAUGCUCAUUAUUCAACUGCGCUUGAACUCGCAAGGUUGACUGCUGACUACUUCUGGUAUGCUGGGGCAUUGGAGGGUAGCGUUUGUGCCUUAUUGGUUGAUCGAAUGGGCCAGAAGGAUAUAGCUAUAGAAGAUGAGGUUAGGUAUCGCUAUAAUAGUGUCAUUGUGCAUUAUAGGAAAUCCUUCAUUCAAGAGAAUGCUCAGAGAGUUUCACCGCUUACCUUUGAACUGGAAGCUACUUUGAAAUUGGCCAGGUUUCUAUGCAGGAGAGAACUGGCUAAGGAGGUUGCAGAGUUGUUAACCAGUGCUGCCGAUGGUGCAAAGUCUUUGAUUGAUGCAAGCGACAAACUCAUAUUAUUUGUUGAAAUAGCUCGUUUAUUUGGUACUCUUGGUUAUCAACGAAAAGCUGCCUUUUUCUCAAGGCAGGUAGCUCAGUUGUAUCUACAACAAGAAAAUAGAUUUGCUGCUAUUAGUGCCAUGCAAGUGUUGGCAAUGACCACAAAAGCAUAUCGUGUUCAGAGUAGAACAUCCAUCUCAAAACAGUCUCUUUCCGAUGAAACUGAAACAGGUCAUGUUGAUAGUGGAAAAAUGCAUCAUCAAUCGGUAGUUUCACUGUUUGAGUCUCAAUGGAGCACCUUGCAGAUGGUUGUGCUGAGAGAGAUAUUACUAUCUGCUGUUCGUGCAGGAGAUCCUCUUGCUGCCUGGAGUGCAGCAGCAAGGCUACUAAGAUCUUAUUACCCUCUAAUCACACCUGCUGGGCAAAAUGGCCUUGCUAGGGCGUUGACAAAUUCAGCUGAAAGGUUGCCGUCGGGAACUCGAUGUGCUGACCCUGCCUUACCCUUCAUAAGGUUAUACUCAUUUCCUCUUCAUCCCUCGCAAAUGGAUAUUGUAAAACGCAAUCCAGCAAGAGAAGAUUGGUGGGCAGGAUCUGCUCCUUCAGGACCUUUUAUCUAUACACCAUUCAGCAAGGGAGAGUCAAAUGAUAAUAGCAAGCAAGAGUUGAUUUGGAUUGUUGGUGAACCUGUCCAGGUCUUUGUGGAGUUAGCUAACCCUUGUGGGUUUGAUUUAAGUGUUGAUAGCAUCUAUCUCUCGGUGCAAUCAGGGAAUUUUGAUGCUUUUCCCCUUAGUGUGGAUCUCCCACCUAAUUCUUCCCAGGUGAUCACAUUGUCUGGAAUCCCGACAUCUAUUGGGCCAGUGGUGAUUCGAGGAUGCACUGUUCACUGUUUCGGUGUAAUUACCGAACACCGUUUUAAGGAUGUCGAUAAUUUGCUUCUUGGAGCAGCACAAGGACUUGUUCUUUCUGACCCUUUCCGUUGUUGUGGUUCACCAAGACUGAGAAGUGUAUCUGUACCGAGUAUUUCUGUAAUACCUCCAUUGCCAUUAUUAGUGUCACAUGUUGUAGGUGGUGAUGGUGCCAUCAUUCUAUAUGAAGGUGAAAUUCGAGAUGUAUGGAUAAAUCUAGCUAAUGCUGGCACGGUUCCAAUUGAGCAGGUGCACAUUUCACUGUCUGGAAAAAACCAAGAUUCUGUAAUCUCAAUUGCCUAUGAAAAUUUAAAAUCUGCUCUCCCAUUGAAACCGGGAGCAGAAGUAACCAUACCUGUGACCUUGAAAGGUUGGCGACUUUUCUUGGGUGAGAGUGAUACUGCAGCUGGUAAGAAUGCAUUUGGAAGCAUGGGUAGAACUUUGAAGGAUGGAAGCAGCCCCUCAUUGUUGAUCCAUUAUGCAGGGCCACUAGGAGAUGCUCAAGAUAUUGAAACAAACAAAUCCUCUGUGCCCCCGGGAAGGCGUCUCAUUGUUCCAUUACAAAUCUGUGUUCUGCAAGGUUUGUCUUUUGUGAAAGCUCGUCUGCUUUCUAUGGAGAUUCCUGCACAUGUCGGUGAGAGUCCUUCCAGUUUAGCUAACAUGGAUAGCAAGCCUUUUGGUGAAGCUGUUGGCUAUAGUAAGAUUGACAGAUUGGUGAAGAUUGAUCCCUUUAGAGGAAGCUGGGGAUUACGUUUUCUUGAACUAGAGUUGUCUAAUCCAACUGGUGUUGUAUUUGAUAUUAGUGUCUCUGUUCAAUUGGAAAAGUCAGGCAAUGAGGACAACCUUUCUGUUGACUGUGCUGCUGAAUAUGGUUAUCCUAAAACACGAAUUGACAGGGACCAUUUUGCAAGGGUAUUAAUACCACUAGAGCAUUUUAAGUUACCUUUUCUUGAUGGUUCAAUUUUUUCAAAGGAUUUGCAGUCUGAUGGGUCUACUGCUGGUAGAAAUUCUAAUUUUUCAGAAAGGAAUACAAAGGCUGAACUAAAUGCUUCCAUUAAGAACCUUAUUUCCAGAAUUAAAGUCCAGUGGCAAUCAGGACGCAACUGCUCUGGAGAACUGAAUUGCAAGGAUGCUAUACAGGCUGCUCUUCAGUCUUCUGUCAUGGAUGUGCUAUUGCCAGAUCCCCUGACUUUUGGCUUCAGGCUUGCUAGAAAUGGUUCUGAAAAUGCCGCGAAACUUGAUUUACCAAAAGAAUCUGAUACAAGUAUCCAGCACAUUGCAUCAAAGAAUUCUGUAAUUGCGCAUGAUAUGACUCCCUUUGAAGUCCUGGUCAGGAAUAACACCAAGGAAACCAUCAAGAUGAAUCUUAGUGUUACAUGCCGAGAUGUAGCUGGAGCAAAUUCUAUCGAGGGCGCAAAGGCUACCGUCAUAUGGGCUGGUGUUCUAAGUGGAAUCACCAUGGAAGUUCCUCCACUUGAAGAAACCAAACAUGGUUUCUCCUUGUACUUUCUUGUCCCAGGUGAGUACACCUUGGUUGCAGCUGCUGUAAUUGAUGAUGCCAAUGACGUUUUAAGAGCUAGAGCAAAAAGUGAAUCAUCUGAUGAGCCUAUUUUCUGUCGAGGUCCUCCGUUCCAUGUCCAUGUCAAUGGGACUGCAUGAUCAAAUAUUCCCCACACACAAAGUAAACAUUGUGCUUAGUUUUACUUCUUUGACCGUUUCCCAAACCUACAUCCCCUUCCACUCCAAUACAAAAAAAUUCUUUGGUCUGCUCUACAAAAACUAGGGAUUUAGUAGUGCAUAUAAAUCAAGAUAAUAUGCUUUGUUUUGAGAUGAUUGCUUAUUAUUAUCUAUCUAUUUGGACGUGUUGUGAUUGGUGUUA
This is a messenger RNA of Gossypium raimondii (Peruvian cotton), 3980 nucleotides long. RefSeq names its product trafficking protein particle complex II-specific subunit 120 homolog. NCBI's taxonomy places the organism in Eukaryota, Viridiplantae, Streptophyta, Magnoliopsida, Malvales, Malvaceae. The record is from RefSeq and is a predicted model, not a curated record. Gene Ontology annotation, cellular component: trans-Golgi network. Bases 158 to 3760 code for a protein of 1200 amino acids. The transcript is spliced from 10 exons.